Messenger RNA from Puccinia graminis f. sp. tritici CRL 75-36-700-3, 294 nucleotides. RefSeq lists its product as uncharacterized. NCBI's taxonomy places the organism in Eukaryota, Fungi, Basidiomycota, Pucciniomycetes, Pucciniales, Pucciniaceae. The transcript is spliced from 2 exons. The coding region runs from base 1 to 294 and encodes 97 amino acids. The record is from RefSeq and is a predicted model, not a curated record.
AUGGCCGAAGACAUCGUAACACGAGCGACACGAAAGAUGAAAGGUUUAACCAGACCCGGGGUAAAAGAACCGGACACCCAACCACAGACUCAAACGGCAACAGCGCAAUCAAUGUCACCUCAAGGACCGACGCAGACAACCGCAGGAGAGAACACGACAAACGAGUCAUCGGAGCACUUAAGUAAACGCUCCAACGAAGUCAUAGACCUCUCCCAAGUGGGCGUUGAUAAACGCACGCCUCCCCCUUCCCCCCACGCCCACGCCCCCGCCCCUCCAAAAGGGGCGUGCAAUUGA